Syngnathoides biaculeatus (alligator pipefish) is the source of this 4330-nucleotide messenger RNA. It is a transcript of the gene ctnna1, whose product is annotated as catenin (cadherin-associated protein), alpha 1. The transcript is spliced from 18 exons. Gene Ontology annotation, biological process: cell-cell adhesion; cell migration. Gene Ontology annotation, molecular function: structural molecule activity; actin filament binding; cadherin binding. Gene Ontology annotation, cellular component: adherens junction; actin cytoskeleton; catenin complex. Bases 382 to 3105 code for a protein of 907 amino acids. NCBI's taxonomy places the organism in Eukaryota, Metazoa, Chordata, Actinopteri, Syngnathiformes, Syngnathidae. The record is from RefSeq and is a predicted model, not a curated record.
CACGCCCGAAACAAGUCGUCAUUUGCCGGGUUUGCGGUCUAAGUUGUACGUUCCCUGGUAGCCCAGUUGUCAGGAAGUUCAGGAACUCGGUCACCGCCCAGUCCCCCCCCCCACAAUCUAGGCUAUUGUUGAGAAAUAACUCCGCGACAGCGAAACCAGCUUCUAUCGAAACUUUCAAGGUAACGGUCAGCAGAGAGUCACUUUGAACUUAUACUUCUUUCAAUCUUUCAAGGGGCAUUUCUCCUCGUGAAGUGAGUUAGCAGAGUAAGAAAAAGUGUCGUGUCCGCGAGGGGCAGCGAAAGGGAGGAAAACUUUAGAGGCGAAGCGUUGUCAUUCCUCCAUCUUGAAACUUUCCUAACGAAUUGUUUUCGUCUUCCAGACAUGACAAGUAUCAACACUGCUAACAUCAAUUUCAAAUGGGACCCAAAAAGUCUGGAGAUCAGAACUCUGGCAGUGGAGAGACUGCUGGAGCCCUUGGUCACACAGGUCACAACUCUGGUUAACUCAAGUAACAAAGGGCCAUCGAACAAAAAGAAGGGACGUUCCAAGAAGGCUCAUGUUCUGGCUGCUUCAGUGGAGACUGCCACCCAGAACUUCCUAGAAAAAGGAGAGAAAAUAGCUAAGGAGAGUCAGUUCCUUAAGGAUGAGCUGACCGCUGCAGUAGAUGAUGUACGCAAGCAAGGUGAUUCAAUGAGGCAGGCUUCUGGAGAAUUUGCUGAAGAUCCCUGCUCUUCUGUAAAGAGGGGCAAUAUGGUUCGUGCUGCCAGAGCCCUCUUGUCGGCGGUCACACAUCUGUUAGUUCUGGCAGACAUGUCCGACGUCUACAAACUUUUGCUCCAGCUUAAAUUGGUUGAAGACAGCCUUGUGAAAGUGCGUAAUGCGGGAACAGAACAAGAUCUUGGGAUCCAAUAUAAAGCCUUGAAGCCAGAAGUGGACAAGCUGAACAUCAUGGCAGCCAAGAGACAGCAGGAGUUAAAGGAUGCUCAACAUAAGGACCAAAUGGCUGCUGCUCGCGGUGUUCUCCAGAAGAACAUCCCUAUGCUGUACACAGCAUCCCGUGCUUGCUUGCAGCACCCAGAUGUUGCUGCCUACAAGGCUAACCGUGACCUUAUCUACAAGCAACUGCAACAUGCAGUUUCAGGCAUUUCCAAUGCCGCUCAGGCCACUGCCACAGAAGACUCUGCUCUCAGUCAAACAGCAGGUGGUGGAGAGCUUGCAUAUGCCCUCAACAAUUUUGACAAACAAAUCAUUGUGGACCCGCUGGCAUUUAGUGAGGAGCGGUUUCGUCCAUCCCUAGAGGAACGUCUUGAGAGCAUUAUCAGUGGAGCUGCCCUCAUGGCCGACUCAUCUUGCACACGAGAUGACCGCAGGGAGCGAAUUGUGGCUGAAUGCAAUUCUGUCCGCCAGGCUCUUCAGGAUCUGCUUUCAGAGUACAUGGGCAAUGCUGGCAGAAAGGACCGAAGUGAUGCGCUGAACACAGCCAUUGACAGAAUGACAAAGAAAACCAGAGACCUCCGCAGGCAGCUACGCAAAGCUGUAAUGGACCAUGUGUCUGACUCAUUUUUGGAAACCAAUGUACCACUUCUGGUUUUGAUUGAAGCUGCAAAGAAUGGCAAUGAGAAAGAAGUCAAGGAAUAUGCACAAGUGUUCCGUGAGCAUGCCAACAAGCUGAUUGAGGUGGCCAAUUUGGCCUGCUCCAUCUCAAACAACGAAGAGGGAGUGAAGCUGGUCCGGAUGGCAGCAUCUCAAUUAGAAACUCUUUGCCCUCAGGUGAUUAAUGCAGCUUUGGCCUUAGCGGCAAAGCCUAACAGUAAGGUGGCACAAGACAAUAUGGAUUUGUUCAAGGAACAAUGGGAGAAGCAGGUCCGAGUCCUCACUGAUGCUGUUGAUGAUAUAACAUCCAUCGACGAUUUCCUUUGUGUUUCCGAGAACCACAUCCUGGAGGAUGUGAAUAAAUGUGUUAUUGCUCUGCAAGAGAAAGAUGUGGAUGGUUUGGAUCGCACUGCCGGGGCAAUUCGAGGUCGUGCUGCCCGAGUAGUUCAUGUGGUCACUUCUGAAAUGGACAAUUAUGAACCUGGAAUCUACACAGAAAAGGUGUUGGAGGCCACAAAGCUCCUGACUGACACAGUGAUGCCACGGUUCACAGAGCAAAUUGAGUCUGCAGUGGAGGCCUUGAGCGCUAACCCCUCACAACCAGUUGAUGAAAAUGAGUUCAUUGAUGCUUCCCGUCUUGUAUAUGAUGGCAUUAGAGACAUUCGCAAGGCUGUCCUCAUGAUUAGGACUCCAGAGGAAUUGGAUGACUCCGACUUUGAAACUGAAGACUUUGAUGUUCGCAGCAGGACCAGUGUGCAGACAGAAGAUGACCAGCUGAUUGCUGGCCAGAGUGCAAGGGCUAUUAUGGCUCAGUUGCCACAGGAACAGAAGGCAAAGAUAGCAGAGCAAGUUGCCAGCUUCCAGGAGGAGAAGAGCAAACUGGAUGCCGAGGUAUCCAAGUGGGAUGACAGCGGCAAUGACAUAAUUGUUUUGGCCAAGCAGAUGUGCAUGAUCAUGAUGGAGAUGACAGACUUUACCAGGGGGAAAGGACCAUUGAAGAAUACAUCUGAUGUCAUCAGUGCUGCCAAGAAAAUUGCAGAAGCAGGAUCGAGAAUGGACAAGUUGGGUCGUACUAUUGCAGACAAUUGCCCCGACUCAACCUGUAAGCAGGACCUUCUCGCCUACUUGCAGCGUAUUGCCUUGUACUGCCACCAGCUCAACAUCUGCAGCAAAGUCAAGGCUGAGGUUCAGAAUUUGGGAGGAGAGCUGGUUGUUUCAGGGUUGGACAGCGCCAUGUCUCUCAUUCAGGCCGCCAAAAAUCUGAUGAACACCGUGGUGUCCACCGUGAAGGCAUCGUAUGUCGCCUCCACAAAGUACCAGAAGAACAAGGGUAUGGAGGCCCUCAAUAUGCCCGCCAUUUCCUGGAGGAUGAAGGCACCUGAGAAGAAGCCUCUGGUGAAGAGAGAGAAGCAGGAUGAUGGCCAAACAAACCGGGUCAAGAGAUCUUCUCACAAGAAGCAUGUCAACCCUGUUCAGGCUCUGAGCGAGUUCAAAGCUAUGGAUAGUAUCUAGAUCCUUUGUCAUUUUGUUUAUAUAGAGAGAUCAAGCUUGGCUUUUUAUCAAAAAGAGCUUUUAAGAUAUUUUUUUUGAAAAUUGAAAUCUUUCCAUUGGUGUAUAUGUACGUCUGCCUCAUCUCAGUUCCAUAAGACUACUGUAUACUGUCUUGUAUGGAAAAUAGUAACGGAUCAAUUAGACACAGGCAUUUUGUUUUGUAUUUUUCACAUGUAUGACUUAAUUCCACUGACUAUUCUCAUAUAAGUUGUAUUUCCAUCAUGCUGGGGUUCUCUGGUCUUUUUCAAUCUUUGGUAAUCCAUCCCAGAAUUAUCAACUAUGCAAAUUCCCAACUGCCUUAUAUCAACUUGAGCAAUAUUUGGUUGUCACCAGCAGGGCGUAUUACGAGAUUUGAAUGUGACCUGGCCCACUUGUAACAAACCAAAGUUAGCACUAUAUAGUCACUGAUGUCUCUCAAGUGAUUCUUCUCUCACCCCCCCCCCCCCCCCCAACCUGAGCUUUAUCAGCAAUCCAACCUUUUAUUUGGCCAUAUAAUCGAGACAUGGACUGAAAGACGCGUAUAAGCCACACGCAUAGGCCCCCUGUGUCAGUCCAACUGUGAGCUUUUGAGACUUAUUGAUGAAGCCUUAUAAAAUCCAGUGGGCCCAACAGUCAGUGAAGUAUGCCUGUUCUCUACACAGCUGAUGGGCAUCAUUGACUGUCAUUGAGGCCAACCCCACAACCUAAGAAGGGGUCCAAAUUGAGGUGUCAGUACUUUUCUCUCAGCCUGGGGAGAUUUCCUCCCUAAUAUGGCUUGUUUUGUAUUCUAUUCUAUUUAAAAUGGUCACCUUUUUUAAUCCUCCAACAACUGUGUUAAAACCUUGAAAUUGUUGCUUGAACUAACAGCUUUUUGAUGACAUUGAGUGUGAGGCUUAUUUUUUUCUUUUAAAUCUUUGUUUUGGUUUCCCCAUUCAAAUUCUGUUUUGUGUGAUUGGCAUCAGUGAGCUAAUCCCAGAUGGGCUUGUAUGUGCUUACUUUUGAGCCCCACCCACCCCAUGCACAACUGAGAUCUCAAAGGUUUGUCUCCCCCCCACCUCCAUUUUUCUUUGGUUGUAUUUGAUUUUGGAAGAGACACAACGUUGCUGUGGAUAUUUUUCUUUAUGGCUGACCUGUAAGUACACGCUAUACUGAAUUCAUGUACCUUCUUUCUAUCUAAACAGUUGAAUUAAACUAUCCUCUCCAAUAA